CACAACUGAUGGACGGGUCCAAUUGAGGCUCCGUCCGCCCGAAGCAUCUGGAUGGAUGAGUGCUCAUAAUUGAGAACACGGUGCAAGCUAGCGUUUCCCCGCAUGACGACUACGAGGUGAAAGGAGGUUCCCAAUCUGAGAGAUCUGGAUCCCUUAGCGAGAAUGAAACGAACUCAAACCUCGGUGUUCGCUUCCAAGUAUAAGAGUAGCAAGUCCUUACCUUGGGGGCAUUUCUUGCGAUCUCCAAAGCCUUUCAUCGCAUAAGUCGAACAUCAUGCCUGAUACUCCAACUAGCGACAUCGAGGCGCCCCGAAGAGUCGAUACUCACACCACUGCCUCCCACGAAUUCGACAAGCAAUUGGCUGAGUACGGACCGUUAGCUCAUGUGCCCACCACGGGCACAUACCUCCCUGCAUUCGCAGGCGAGCUACAGCCUGGGCUGUACAAGCCAGUCAAAGCGCGCAAGAUCGCGAAUCCCGCCCCGCUAGGACUGGCUGGCUUUGCCCUGACCACCUUCGUCCUGGGAUGUAUCAACAUGCAGACACGGGGAAUCACUCAACCCAACAUGGUAGUCCCGCUGGCUUUUGCUUACGGCGGCCUGGUGCAACUUCUCGCGGGAAUGUGGGAGAUGGCCGCCGGCAAUACCUUUGGCGCUACAGCCCUCUCCUCAUACGGAGGGUUUUGGAUUUCUUUGGCCAUGAUCUUCACCCCGGGGGGAUUCGACAUCGAAGGCCAGCUCAAGGCCGCGGACAAUGGGUCUGUGGGCAUGUUCUAUGACUCGUUCGGGCUGUAUCUAAUGGGCUGGUUUAUUUUCACCUUCCUACUCGUGACCUGCACGGUCAAGUCAACGGUCAUAUUUUUCUCCCUGUUUGCCUCCGUCGACCUUGCCGUGCUCCUCCUGGCAGUCGGCUACCUUCAUCGCCCCAACGGCGCACCCUACACGCCUCUGCUCAAGGCGGGGGGAUUAUUUGCCCUACUCGGGGCGUUCUUGGCGUGGUAUGUCUGUCUGGCGGGAAUUGCCGACACGAGCAACAGCUUUUUCAUCAUCCCCGUCUGGCAUUUUCCCUGGUCGGAGAGGGGGCGGGAGUCGAGGAGAAGGAAGUCUGAAGCCGUUUGA
This is a messenger RNA of Aspergillus brunneoviolaceus CBS 621.78, 1117 nucleotides long. Its product is annotated as acetate uptake transporter family protein. Gene Ontology annotation, cellular component: plasma membrane. The coding region runs from base 275 to 1117 and encodes 280 amino acids. The transcript has 3 exons. Gene Ontology annotation, molecular function: acetate transmembrane transporter activity. The record is from RefSeq and is a predicted model, not a curated record. Lineage: Eukaryota; Fungi; Ascomycota; Eurotiomycetes; Eurotiales; Aspergillaceae.